Molecule: messenger RNA, 2805 nt
Organism: Chrysochloris asiatica (Cape golden mole)
Lineage: Eukaryota; Metazoa; Chordata; Mammalia; Afrosoricida; Chrysochloridae
Gene: C6
Product: complement component 6
Exons: 17
Coding region: 1-2805 (934 amino acids)
Biological process (GO): immune response
Cellular component (GO): membrane attack complex
Molecular function (GO): protein binding
Source: RefSeq, a predicted model, not a curated record
AUGGCCAGACUUUCCAUCUUGCACUUCAUCCUGCUAAGUGUUUUGAUUGACAGGAGUCAAACCUGCUUUUGUGAUCAUUACCCAUGGACUCAGUGGUCCAGCUGCUCACAAACUUGCAAUUUUGGAACCCAAAGUAGAAAGAGAGAAAUAGUAGUAGACCAGUAUUAUGUGGAUAACUUUUGUGACCAGAUUUGCACCAAGCAGGAGAUCAGAGAAUGUAACUGGCAAGCAUGUCCCAUUAACUGCCUCCUGGGAGACUACGGACAGUGGUCAGAAUGUGACCCUUGUGUCAAAAGACAGUUUAAGUCUAGAUCAGUCUUGCGCCCCAGUCAAUUUGCGGGACAACCAUGUACUGAGCCCCUUGUGAACUUUCAGCCAUGCAUUCCAUCCAAGCUCUGCAAAAUUGAAGCGGUUGACUGCAAGAAUAAAUUCCGCUGUGACAGUGGCCGCUGCAUUGACAACAAGUUAGAAUGCAAUGGAGAAAAUGAUUGUGGAGACAAUUCAGAUGAAAGGGACUGUGGGCGAACAAAGGCAAUAUGUCUGCGGAACUAUUAUCCCAUCCCAAGUGUGAAGCUAAUGGGUACAGGGUUUCAUUUUCUGGCAGGAGAGCCCAGAGGAGAAGUCCUUGAUAACUCUUUCAAUGGAGGAAUAUGUAAAACUGUCAAAAGCAGUAGAGCAAGUAAUCCGUACCGUGUCCCAGCCAAUCUGAAUGCUGUCAACUUUGAGGUAAUUAAUGAAGAGGAUGAUUUGGAAACAGAUUUCUACAAGGAUUUAAUUUCUCUUGAAAAUGAUGACAAUAAAAAAGGUGUCUAUUCGGGUCAAUACAAGGACUCUUUUUCUGUACCAAUUUUCUACUCCUCCAAGACAAGUCAAAGUGUCAACCAUAGAUCAGCCUUCAGACAAGCUGUUAAAGCAUCCUACAAAAAAGAUUCUAAUUUUAUUAGGAUCCAUAAAGCAAUCAAAGUCUUAAACUUUACAAUGAAGAGUAGAGAUUUGCAGCUUUCUGAUGUCUUUUUAAAAGCACUUAACCAUCUGCCACUGGAAUACAAUUUUGCUUUGUAUAGCCGGAUAUUUGAUGAAUUUGGGACUCACUAUUUCACCUCUGGAUCACUGGGUGGUGUGUAUGAUCUCCUAUAUCAAUUUAGCAGUGAAGAACUAAAGAACUCAGGUUUAACAGAGGAAGAAUCCCAAAACUGUGUCAAGACUGAAACAACAAAACGCUUUCUUUUUGUCAAGAAAAAAAAAGUAGUACACCAGUGUACAACAAACAAGCUGUCAGAGAAGUAUGAAGGUUCAUUUUUGCAGGGAGCAGAGAAAUCGAUAUCCCUGGUUCAAGGAGGGAGAAGUGAGUAUGCAGCAGCUUUGGCAUGGGAGAAAGGGAGCUCCGGACCAGAGGAGAAAACCUUUUCUGAGUGGUUAGAAUCAGUGAAGGACAAUCCUUCUGUGAUUGGCUUUGAGCUUGCUCCCAUUGUGGACUUGAUAAGAAACAUCCCCUGUGCAGUGACAAAACGAAACAACCUCAGGAAAGCUUUUCAAGAAUAUGCAGCCAAGUUUGACCCUUGCAAGUGUGCUCCAUGUCCUAACAAUGGCCGACCCACACUAUCAGGGACUGAAUGUCUGUGUGUGUGCCAGAGCGGCACCUACGGUGACAACUGUGAGAGACGGUCUCCUGAUUUUCAAUCUAAUUCAGUAAAUGGGAACUGGGGCUGCUGGUCUUCCUGGAGCACAUGUGAUGUUACAUAUAAGAGACUGAGAACCCGAGAAUGUAAUAACCCUGCCCCUCAACAAGGAGGGAAACUGUGCGAUGGGGAACAGCGACAAGAGGAAGACUGUAUGUUUUCAAUAAUGGAAAACAAUGGACAACCAUGUAUCAGUGAUGAUGAAGAAAUGAAAGAGGUAGAUCUUCCAGAGACAGAGUCAGACUCAGGGUGUCUUCAGCCUAUUCCUCCAGAAAAUGGAUUUAUCCAAAAUGAAAAGAAACUCUACUCAGUUGGGGAAGAAGUUGAAAUUCUAUGCUUUACUGGAUUUAAAAUAGUUGGAUAUCAGUACUUCACAUGCUUACCCGAUCAGACUUGGAGGCAAGAAGAUGUGCAAUGCCAACCAAUAGGGUGCCUGAAACCAGUUCUCCAGGAAGUCAUCACAAUCUCACCCUUUGAGAGUGUAUAUAAAAUUGGUGACUUGAUUGAACUAACAUGCCCCAAAGGCUUUGUCGUUGCUGGACCAUCAAAGUACAGGUGCAGUGGUGAUUCCUGGAUACCACCAAUUUCAAACUCACUCACCUGUGAAAAAAGUAGUCUGACAAAAUUACAAGGCCAUUGUCAACCUGGACAAAAACAAUCAGGAUCUGAAUGCAUUUGUAUGCUUCCAGAAGAAGACUGUAGCUCUUAUUCAGAAGACCUCUGUGUGCUUGGUGUAGCUUCCAGCCAUUACUUUACUUUAUCUGCUUGUGAGUUUUCAGCCAAGAAAUGUUUGAAUAGCCAACAACUGCAUUUUCUGUAUAUUGGUUCCUGCCAAGAUGGCCUACAGUUACAAUGGGGUCUUGAAAGGUCAAAACUUUCAUCCGUGAGCACAAAGAAAGAAACCUGUGGCUAUGAUACCUGCUAUGACUGGGAAAAAUGUUCAGCCUCUACUUCCAAAUGUAUCUGCCUGUUGCCCUCCCAGUGCUUCAAAGGUGGAAACCAUCUCUACUGUGUCUCAAUAGGAUCAUCAACAAUUAAGAAAACAUUGAACAUCUGUGAAGUUGGAGCUGUAAGAUGUGCCAACAAAAAGCUGGAAAUAUUGCAUCUUGGGAAUUGUUUGACUUAA